AAGUUCUGUAACCCAAUUAUUUUUGAUUAGCAUCUGUUAAAACCAUAGCUGUGUUCCUUUGGAGAAAAAUUACCUAGGCAAUAGAAGACUUUACAGACAAAAUUAAAGGCUACGCCACGGUGCGAUGCGCCCCCUAAUUCAGCAGCAAGGUUUUGUUUACAGGGAUCUGUAGCAGUUAAUUUUCAGCAGUAGCUGCAGAACAUUGAAAUGGGCACUGUGCUAUCUACUCACCCUUUAUGGCACUGAACCCUUUUUUAUGUUUCUCCAAACAUGUACCUCUCAGAACUUAGUUUUUCUUCCCUUUUCCAGGUGUCUGAUAAAGUGGGAUGGUAACAUCAUGCUUCAUCAGUAUAUGGCCAUUACUAACAUGGUUUAUCCUCACAAUUCCUUAAAUGCAAGCUUUGGGUAAAAUCCAUACAACCAACUCCUGACUUUUGAAAGCUUCAGAAUAUUUAAAAAUCAAGUGUGUGAUGAUCACUUAAAAUGGGGAAUAGAUAUAUAAUUACACAAUGUAUGUGAAAUGUGUAGGCAGCAACAUUGGCUUCCAGAUCUCCACAUUUCAACACAUUAGAUCACCUUAUUUCAACACAUAUAGAUAGGAUCCCAAUUACAAGAUCCUAUGACCUAGAAAAAACAUAAUCUGAUGCAUGCUGGGGAUGUUCUUAAGGCAUUAUGGGAGGGAACUUUUGCUGCAGUGUGAAAGAGCAUCUUCAACAUGGCAGCUGAGGUGCUUUCUUUGCUGGGAAAAGCUGGGAAGAGACUGGCAGGAUGGCGACUUCAGGAGUUAAUAACUCUCCAGAAGAAAAACGCUAUGGCAAAGAGAAUAAAAGCUAAGCCCACUUCAGACAAACCUGGAAGUCCAUAUCGCUCUGUCACGCACUUCGACUCGCUAGCUGUCAUAGACAUCCCUGGAGCAGACACUCUGGAUAAGUUAUUUGAUCAUGCUGUGUCCAAGUUUGGGAAGAAGGACAGCCUUGGGACCAGAGAGAUCCUAAGUGAAGAAAAUGAAAUGCAGCCAAAUGGAAAGGUUUUUAAGAAGUUAAUUCUUGGGACUUAUAAGUGGAUGAGCUAUCUAGAAGUGAACCGCAGAGUGAAUAAUUUUGGUAGUGGACUCACUGCAUUGGGACUAAAACCAAAGAACACUAUUGCCAUUUUCUGUGAGACCAGGGCCGAAUGGAUGAUUGCGGCACAGACCUGCUUUAAGUACAACUUCCCUCUUGUGACUUUAUAUGCCACGCUUGGCAAAGAAGCUGUAGUUCAUGGCUUAAAUGAAUCCGAGGCCACCUACCUGAUCACUAGCGUUGAACUUCUGGAAAGUAAACUUAAGACUGCACUGUUAGAUAUCAACCGUGUCAAACAUAUAAUUUAUGUGGACAAUAAGACUAUCAAUAAAGCAGAAUACCCUGAAGGGUUUGAGAUUCACAGCAUGCAAUCAGUAGAAGAGUUGGGAUCCAAGCCAGAAAACGCGAGCGUGCCUCCAAACAGACCAACUCCUUCGGACAUGGCUAUUGUCAUGUAUACCAGUGGUUCUACCGGCCGGCCCAAGGGAGUGAUGAUGCACCAUAGCAAUUUGAUAGCUGGAAUGACAGGCCAGUGUGAGAGGAUUCCUGGGCUGGGACCAAAGGACACUUACAUUGGCUACUUGCCUUUGGCUCAUGUGCUAGAACUGACAGCAGAGAUAUCCUGCUUUACCUACGGCUGUAGGAUUGGCUAUUCUUCUCCACUUACACUCUCUGACCAGUCCAGCAAAAUUAAAAAGGGAAGCAAAGGAGACUGUACUGUGCUGAAGCCGACACUCAUGGCGGCCGUUCCGGAAAUCAUGGACAGAAUUUAUAAGAAUGUUAUGAGCAAAGUCCAAGAGAUGAAUUAUAUUCAGAAAACACUGUUCAAGAUAGGGUAUGAUUACAAGUUGGAACAGAUCAAAAAGGGAUACGAUGCACCACUUUGCAAUAUGUUACUGUUUAAAAAGGUGAAGGCUUUGCUGGGAGGGAAUGUCCGCAUGAUGCUGUCUGGUGGAGCCCCGCUGUCUCCUCAGACACACCGAUUUAUGAAUGUCUGCUUCUGCUGCCCUGUGGGUCAGGGUUACGGACUGACAGAAUCAUGUGGUGCCGGCACAGUUACUGAAGUUACUGACUAUACUACGGGCAGAGUUGGAGCCCCUCUUAUUUGCUGUGAAAUUAAGCUAAAAGACUGGCAGGAAGGCGGCUACACAAUUCAUGACAAGCCAAACCCCAGAGGGGAAAUUGUAAUUGGUGGACAGAAUAUCUCCAUGGGGUAUUUUAAAAAUGAAGAGAAAACGGCAGAGGAUUACUCUGUGGAUGAAAAUGGCCAAAGGUGGUUUUGCACUGGAGAUAUUGGAGAAUUUCACCCUGAUGGAUGUUUACAGAUUAUAGAUCGCAAGAAAGAUCUGGUGAAGUUACAAGCAGGAGAAUAUGUAUCCCUUGGGAAAGUUGAAGCUGCAUUGAAGAACUGUCCACUAAUAGACAACAUCUGUGCUUUUGCCAAAAGUGAUCAGUCGUAUGUGAUUAGUUUUGUGGUUCCUAAUCAGAAAAGGUUGACACUUUUGGCACAACAGAAAGGAGUGGAAGGAACUUGGGUCGAUAUCUGCAAUAACCCUGCCAUGGAAGCUGAAAUACUGAAAGAAAUUAGAGAAGCUGCCAAUGCCAUGAAUCUGGAGCGAUUUGAAAUUCCUAUCAAGGUCCGCUUGAGUCCAGAGCCAUGGACCCCUGAAACUGGUUUGGUCACUGAUGCUUUCAAACUGAAGAGAAAGGAACUGAAGAACCAUUACCUCAAAGACAUUGAGCGAAUGUAUGGGGGCAAAUAAAAUGCUGCUCUGUCAUUUACAGGUGUGCGGGAGGUUGUCUGGUGGUUUUUCGGUUCUAGAGUUUUAAGCCUUAUUGAGCUGUCUGUUAGAAUGUAAGGGGCGUAUCAUUCUAAAGACAUGGUAAAAAAAAAAAAAAAGAAAGAAA
Molecule: messenger RNA, 2969 nt
Organism: Herpailurus yagouaroundi (jaguarundi)
Lineage: Eukaryota; Metazoa; Chordata; Mammalia; Carnivora; Felidae
Gene: ACSL4
Product: acyl-CoA synthetase long chain family member 4
Exons: 15
Coding region: 716-2824 (702 amino acids)
Biological process (GO): neuron differentiation; long-chain fatty-acyl-CoA metabolic process; long-chain fatty acid metabolic process
Cellular component (GO): plasma membrane; endoplasmic reticulum; lipid droplet
Molecular function (GO): arachidonate-CoA ligase activity
Source: RefSeq, a predicted model, not a curated record